UUGUAAUAACUGGACUACAGUAAAAGGAGCAAUUUUUUUUAUGUGGAACCCUUCCAUUAGCCACGCAUUUUAUUUUAAUUAUUUUUGUGUUUCAUGUCAAGAAAAAAAAAAAGAAUAAUUGAGAUUGGGAUCGGAUCCAUUUGAUUUGUAUUGUUUUGCACAGUAGUUAUCUUUUUAUAUUAUUGAAACAGCGGCAUAAUGUAUAAGUUACGUUUGCGGUUUAUACGGAGGUGUCGGGUAUUGUAAUAAUAGCCGUGUGAUUUUAGUAACUCAGUAUUAAGCUCAGUAAAAUUUUGCACGGGAAACAACAAAUGAUUAACAUAAAAUGUUUACUCAGUAAAAUACUGAGUACCAAUAAAAUAUGACACAGUAUAGAUAGACAAAUAUUGAAAACCAGCAAAAGAAAUGAGCAUCUUUAAACGAAAGAAAAUAAUAAAAAAAAUAAAUAAAAUAAAAUAAUAAUUGCAAAAGACAAGCACCUGUCCCGAACGAACAAGACCUUUUAUCAUAUCAAAAAUUAAGAUAUGCAGCGUUGGAAUCUGUUGAAAAUGCGAACUUUAAUUUAAAAAAAAAAAAAUAACUUGCAGUAAAAAAAAUUGGAAAAUGUCUUCGAACACAAACAAAACGAUUUCAAACGUACAAUAUAGAGAUAGCGUUGUUCUCCACGGGUACUUAAAAAAAUUAAAAACUAUGAAAAAAAAGUACUUCGUGCUUUACGAAGACUGCGGAAAAUCUCCAGCGCGUUUGGAAUACUUUGAAAACGAAAAGAAGUUCAAAUCAAAAGCGAACCCAAAAAGAUCAAUUACACUUAUCAGCUGUAUCAAUAUAAAUCGGUGUUUCGACACGAAACAUGAGUAUGUUAUUUCAUUAUCUACGAAAGACGACGGUUUUGGCAUUGUUAUGGAUUCCGAAGAUGAUAUGAACAAUUGGUUAAGAACAAUGCUUAAACUUCAGACUGGGCCAAACAUUUUCUCUGAUUCACCAAAACCUUAUUAUGAACAUGUAUGGCAAGUUGUGGUUCAAAGAAAAGGAUUGGCUGAGAAAAAAGGCAUUUUGGGGAGUUAUCAUGUGUGCUUGUCAUCAAAAUCUGUUACACUUAUUCGAAUUGGAUCAGAACGUACAAAUGUUGGUGAACAACGAGUCCCAGUAAUUGAAUUUUUUUUGACAUCAAUAAGAAGAUGUGGUGAUUCGAAGUGCUAUUUUUACAUGGAAGUUGGAAGACAUAGCAUAAUUGGGGCUGGUGAGCUUUGGAUGGAAACAAAAGAUAAUCAAAUCGCUCAAAAUAUGCAUACAAUGAUACUUAAUGUUAUGUCAACAAAUGCAGAUGAUCCUUACGGCCCUAUGCGUAAAAGAUCAUCAUCGGCAACAGAAACAUCAAAACCAGUGACAAUUCUUCAACGUAGGCAAACUCACUCCGGUGGAAAAACAAUAACCUCGUCCCCUAUAAAUACCCUUAAUAGAGAUAGAUGCGACAGUCUGCCUUCAUCAAGAAACCGAAACAACUCAGAGAGUGGAUAUAACAAAUGCGAUAGUUCAUCGAUGCCUCCAUCAAGAACAAUGUCAUCGUUAAGUACCGUGCCUAGUUUAACAUUCAACAGACGUAGCCAUAGUCCUUCAAUAAACAACAAUGCUUUAAGCCCAUCUGUUGGCUGCUUAGAAAGUGAUGGAUCCACGUUGAGCAUCGAUGAAACUGACAGUUUAAAACAAUGCCAUCCUACGGACGAUAAUGCGAGUUUUGCAGCACGUUUCUAUAGUUCCCACUCUCCCGGAGGGGUUAUUCUCGAAGAAAAUUGUGAUGAAUUUUCAUGUGCAGAAAACAAAAACCAAAACAUUGUACCAUCAUCGAUAUUGAAUAAAUCAAAUAUUUAUGGUGGAAUCGAUUUACACGGAGGCUUGAAUUCUACAAGGAAUCGUUCAAUCGAUAUUAAGAGUCAGUAUUUAGAUUUAGGUAAUUCCAUCAGCGAGUAUAUGGAAAUGGAUAACUCAUCUAAAAGUCAUUAUAUAAACAAGGACAACGCUACAAAUAGUGAAACAGUGUGUUGUGAUACUAAUUUAGCUAGUGCUAAAUGCAAUAGCAUUUCAUAUGAAAAUAGUCGGACGCCAAGUUUCACAGAAGAAGCUGUAGAUGGUUAUGUUCAUAUGUCUCCUCAAACUUCAGAUUAUAUCGAUAUGGAACAGUCGAUGAAAAACAUACGUUCAUUUUCCAAUACUAACCCAGGGACAUCUUAUGCUUCAGGUAUACCCCUAAAGGGCAUAAGUUUCGCUGAAUAUUCAUUGGAAAAAAUCAACCCAAAGAUAUUUCCAGAUGAAGAUGAAAUGCUACCUCUUAAGGAACGACCUCCACGUGCCUAUUCUGUUGGAAGUCGCAUGGAACAUCACAAUCAAAAACUUCGCAUUGAAGUUAUUGGAAACUCUGAACAAAAUCAUUGCAGAGUUCGAGCAUUUUCAGUUGGCUCCAGAUCAAAAGUACCUCGAUGUGAUCUUCAACGUAAUAUAUUGAUGGCGAAUGUGAGUAACGCAAAGAAAAUAAAUUUUGGAACAAGCAAAACAUCAAUUUCUAGCCAAGAACCUUCAUCAGAAAGCACAGGAAGAGACAGAAAAUCUUCAAGUGCACCUCUUUUAAUACAUAAAAGUCAAAACUCAGUCGAUCGGAUGGACGAUCUAAUGGAAAUUGAUUUUUCAAAAAAUGUAGGUAUUGGUUCGAAUUCGCAUUCAUUGCAGUCAACAGGUGCCUCUUCCUUUAAUAUUAUAAAUUCUUCAAAAAAUGGCCAUUUCCGUGGUGGAGUUUUAGAAAGCUCUCCUGGUCAGAUAACUUCCACCAAUAAACCAAAUAACAAACGUUCGGAUCCAAUACAAAUUCGAAGAGAUAAUGGCUAUCUAGAAAUGCGACCUGUUAUUUAUUCUCAGUUCUCUGAUAGUUAUGAUGAAUCCACAGAAUGCAAUGUUUCAGUAAAAAAGCAAAGUGUAUCACCGGAAGUAUCUGGAAGUCUGGCACACCGAAUGAAACUGGAGGAUUCAAGGAAAAUUGAAACCCCAGAAGGGUAUUUAGAAAUGUCAUGGAGUGGCAAAAAAGAUAAUAGUUCGAGUUUUAAAUCUUGGACCCCAACGUCUUCUAUCUAUGAUAAAAAAGCUAAAAGCAUUUCAAAAAUGCAAUCUUUAUUGAACAAUUGUGUUGUUAGCACUACGAGCAAUACUUCAAAAUUUUCAGUUUUGCAGGAACCAAACAAAAUAGUACAGUACAGUCAAAAAUCUGCAUCAAUUAAACCAGAAACGGCGCAUCGCAAACGACUGCCAGAUCUUAUAAAUAAUUCAUUCACUAUUUCGGAAGAAAAAACUAUCAACACUAAUUUAUCUGAAAAAUUCAAACAAAUUUUCAUUCAAUUUUCCUUGCAACAUGAUAAAGAUUUUUCAAAUUAUAGUAUCGACUUAUCGACAGCCGAUUACGAAUGUUAUAACUACUUACAUUUUACUGUAGGUAUUGAACGAAGAAAUGCAGAAAAAACUGUUCCAGGAAUAGACAACUCAAAAGACGAUUACUGUAACCUCAAGGCAGGUCCUAAUCAUAGUUUACAAAAAUUAAGUUCCUUACAUACAAAAGCAGAAGUCGACGACAAUAAAUGCGGUCUAAAUAAAAUUGAUUCUAUUAACUCAAUGUCUUCGAAAACAGAAAUUGAUAAAGAUAUUAAUCGAGAUUCAAAACGUACUCCAAUUUCUUCAUAUUCACAACCGCUGCGGAAUCAUCGUUCAAAUAAUUCAAAUCUAGAGUCAGGAUAUGAACUAUUGCAUAUUUGUAGUGACAGUUCGUUGCAAACUAAAACAAAUAUAUCGAGGCCAAGCUCAGUGAAUAGUGACCGAAUUUUUCCUAUUGAUAGGAUGCAAUACCGCCCUAAUCCUGCGAACAACGAUUUCUUGAAAUCUAACUCAGUAUCAUCCUCACCAGCAGGUCUGUGUUUUUCAUCAUAUCUAUCGCAAAACAGUUGCGAUAACAGGUGUCAAGAACCACUCAGGUCUGAAACUUUAAAUAACAACGGUGAAGACAAAAAAAUGAAUACAGACUCUGCGUCAUCAAAAGGACUAAAACAACAUGAUCUUACGUCCGGACAAAGGUCCCCCUCAUCGAAAAGUGUUGCCGUGUCUCAGGCUCCGACGAACUCUGAACUUGAACUGCAUUAUGCAAGUCUCGAUUUACCAAUCAGUUCCAUACACAAUUCCAUUAAAACAAUUGGGGCCCUACAUAAUCCAGCGAAAACUUCGACCGCAGAAGACAACCAAACACGCCUUAGUCCAAACCCGAAUCUAAAUACCAACAAUUCUUCCCAACAAUCCGCUUUCACCUACGCGAAGAUUGAUUUUAAUCAGUGUGAAAUUAAAAAAAUAAGAUCUGUUACACAACACAAUCUGUAAAUGGUUACAUACCAGUCUGUAAGGAUACAAAUUAGGAAAAAAAAAACUAAAAACAACUUCCACAAUAUUUUUUUAACUUAAAUAAUUGUAAUUAAUUAACUUGUUACCCUAUACUUGGUGCAACAUUUAUAAUUUUGUGUCCAUACUCAGUGCAAUAUCGUCUUUUUCUUUUUAAUAUCCAAUAUAAUAUUAAGGACUAAACAAAAAAAAUCUUUUAUAAGAUUCGAAAAUUUGUGUUCUUGUUCUUAUUGAAAUUUUAAUUAGUACACAUGAAAUAAAAUCAUUAUGUAGAA
Episyrphus balteatus (marmalade hoverfly) is the source of this 4697-nucleotide messenger RNA. RefSeq names its product insulin receptor substrate 1 (gene chico). The transcript has 9 exons. Bases 604 to 4404 code for a protein of 1266 amino acids. Gene Ontology annotation, molecular function: insulin receptor binding; phosphatidylinositol 3-kinase binding. Lineage: Eukaryota; Metazoa; Arthropoda; Insecta; Diptera; Syrphidae. Gene Ontology annotation, cellular component: plasma membrane; cytosol. The record is from RefSeq and is a predicted model, not a curated record. Gene Ontology annotation, biological process: insulin receptor signaling pathway.